CCGCGCAUUCUUGGCGCCCGCCCAUCCGACAUCGGGCACCCAGACGAGUUCGCUCGGAUCCCGCAUCUCGGAUUGCGUUGCGCGCUCACCUCCGCGCUUCACCGGUUACCUCCGCCGCACUCUGGCCCGGGCGCGGCGCCACCUUCUCGCCGGUCACUUAGAACUAGUAGUGGGGCGCCCCACGACCCACUUAACAGCCUGCGGGUGGCCAAACAUUGAGCGCUGGAGUUGCAGGAGGCGGCGCAGGGAGACCGGCCGCAGGUUCCACCCUCGCGAGCGCGGGGCGUGGCCAGGCCGGCGCGGAGGCUCAGUGCCCUCCCAGCUCCAGGCCGCCGGGCUGCGAAGUUCAGCUAAAAGUUUGAGGCCGGAGGGAGGGAGGCCAGAGUUGUCUUCGCAGACACGGGGCAGAGCCUGGGACCCGCUGUGUCCUAGGGAACAGAGGUGGCGCCUCCCCAGCAAACUGGACCGACUGGAUCCGGCCGUCUCGGGGAAUGACGCGGGUGCCCCCACAGCCCUGGCUCUGGGCGGGGAGGGCGAGCCCCACAACCGGCCCCGCGACGCCCGCCUGGACAGCACCGAUAAGGAGCUGAAGGCAGAAGCCGGCGCCACGGGCAGCGCCCCGACAGCACCGGGGACUCCCAGGCAGCGGGAGCCGCGGGUCGAGGUUAUGGAUCCAGCGGGCUCCCCCCAGCGCCUGCUCCCGCGGCCCUGUCGUGUGCUGGUGCUGCUGAACCCCCGCAGCGGCAAGGGCAAGGGCCUGCACCUCUUCAGGAGCCACGUGCAGCCCCUUCUGGCCGAGGCCGAAAUCUCCUUCACGCUGAUGCUCACUGAAAGGCGCAACCACGCGCGGGAGCUGGUGCGGUCUGAAGAGCUGGGCCGCUGGGACGCGCUGGUGGUCAUGUCUGGAGAUGGGCUCAUGUUUGAGGUGGUGAACGGACUCAUGGAGCGGCCUGACUGGGAGACUGCGAUCCAGAAGCCUCUGUGUAGCCUCCCAGCUGGCUCUGGCAACGCGCUGGCAGCAUCCUUGAACCAUUAUGCUGGCUAUGAGCAAGUUACUAAUGAAGACCUCCUGACCAACUGCACCCUGCUACUGUGCCGCCGGCUGUUGUCGCCCAUGAACCUGCUAUCACUGCAAACGGCCUCUGGGACGCGCCUCUUCUCUGUGCUCAGCCUGGCCUGGGGCUUCAUUGCUGACGUGGACCUGGAGAGUGAGAAGUACCGACGCCUGGGGGAGAUGCGCUUCACUCUGGGCACUGUCCUGCGCCUGGCAGCCUUGCGCACCUACCGGGGCCGGCUGGCCUACCUUCCCGUGGGGAGAGCCGUCUCUAAGACACCCAUUUCCCCUGCUCUAGUCCCACAGGGCCCUGUGGAUGUGCACCUAGCACCCCUGGAGGAGCCAGUGCCCUCUCACUGGACAGUCGUGCCUGAACGGGACUUUGUGCUGGUGCUGGCGCUGCUGCACUCGCACCUGGGCAGUGAGAUGUUUGCAGCACCCAUGGGCCGCUGUGGGGCUGGCGUCAUGCACCUGUUCUAUGUGCGGGCAGGUGUGUCCCGGGCCAUGCUGCUGCGCCUCUUCCUGGCCAUGGAGAAAGGCAGGCACAUGGAGUAUGCCUGCCCCUACCUGGUGUAUGUGCCUGUGGUCGCCUUCCGCCUGGAGCCCAUGGAUGGGAGGGGUGUGUUUGCAGUGGAUGGGGAGUUGAUGAUCAGUGAGGCUGUUCAGGGCCAGGUACACCCAAACUACUUCUGGAUGGUCAGUGAUUGUAUGGAGCCCCCACCUGGCCAGAAGCCUGAGCAGAUGCUACCUCCAGAGGAGCCCCGUGACUCCUUGGGCCUUUCUGUGCCUUAGCCUGUCUACUUGGUCUACCCAGAGCCCAUGACCCUUCCUCCUUUCCUUAGGACUGGAGGGCCUGUGCACAGCUCACGUGGGGUGGAGGGGGCUUUGGGAGAAUAGGCUCUGCCUAACAGAGGCCAGAAUGAGUCCUGGGCCAGGAGCCCAGCUGGCUGGGCCCAGUUGCCUGUGGAAGGCAUCCCCUUUUUUGUUUUGGGAUGCCCACACCAUGAACUAAAUCCAAAUAAAGUGAUAUUCCCA
This is a messenger RNA of Nycticebus coucang (slow loris), 2089 nucleotides long. RefSeq names its product sphingosine kinase 1 (gene SPHK1). The transcript has 6 exons. The coding region runs from base 668 to 1846 and encodes 392 amino acids. Lineage: Eukaryota; Metazoa; Chordata; Mammalia; Primates; Lorisidae. The record is from RefSeq and is a predicted model, not a curated record. Gene Ontology annotation, cellular component: membrane; cytoplasm; intracellular membrane-bounded organelle. Gene Ontology annotation, biological process: sphingosine biosynthetic process; cellular response to growth factor stimulus; negative regulation of apoptotic process.